GCGAAAUGGCUAAGUUACGUCAUGAAAUUUGCUCGUAUCGUGAUGAAAUACUGACUCGGCGGAACGGCGUAGGGCUGCGGUCUGUCUGUGUGGCAUUGUUGCUGUGAGAAUGACUUGUGUCAUGAUGAAAGGAGUCAGAAGGCAACUAAAGGGCACAGACACACCUGGGCUCAUCGCGCGCUCUGAUUGGCUCUCGGAUGAUCUUCGAUGGAUCCCGGAAACGACUACGAUGACCAGAUGGAUAGGUCACAGUGCGGUUUCACUUACCUUGUGCUCUAUUCUUUCCGUACAUCUCAUCUGCGCAUACAUAUAGAAUCCUCUUGUCUCACUAGAUCGCUCCUCACUCGUUUCAAUGUCGGUCAGCGAUAGGCUUGAGCAAACUCGUACACAGGCGCCACCAUCAUCCCUUGAACGCGUCGAAGCAUGGACAGUGUCACAAGUUUCCAAUGCGCUCGCUGCAACAUCGCUAGCCGACGCUCUGGGGACGGACCGUCCUGCACGCGGUACGACGGUGGCCAUCGACAUCCCCCUUGACGAGAGCAUACAUCAGGAUCAACCGGUGCCUCACCGGCCCGAAGCUGUUCACACGGUCUACAAGCGCCGCACGCCUAUCCGUCGCGACAGCCAGAAGCGACGGGAAGCCUUGCUGAAGGGCAAGGAAGGUAGUCGGCGUCGUCAGCGAUGGGAGAAUGAUCGGCUGCUCAAUAAUCCUUGGGCAGAGCCUCCUCUUCCGAGCGAUUGGCAAGUUCAUCCAACAUAUACCCGACAGAGUGUACCAUACUUCCUAGCGCCACUGUGGGAUGCCGAGUAUGCGCGUUCGACGCAAGAGCGUCGGAAGCGGGCAGAAGCUGCCAAGACUCCAGUGAACAAAGAGGAGGCAGAAGUCCAGCAAGUAACACGAGAGCUAAAAGCGAAGCUCAAGAAGUCCCGCGGAGCAAAGGGCUUGCUGCAAGACCUCGAACAAGAGGUGCGAGCUUUCGUAGAGCAAUGGGAUGCGAAGCAGAAACAGCUCGAGCAAGACGGCCUCUUUGAUCUAGACAGCGAAGAUGAAGAAAUUGUCUUCGUAGGUAGGAACGGCGCCAUGAGUGACGAGCGGCGCAAGGAGAAGCAGCUUGACUCACUUGAGAAGGACAAACUCGUCUUCCAGAGUCUCGUCGAUGAUCAUGGCGCAUCAUUCGGACGCUACCUUGUACAUUCGAUCGCAGUAUACUACGGUUUGCAGACGUGGUCAAUCACGACAGGCGAUCCUGCGCGACGAGAAGCCUACGUUGGCUUGAAGGUUGAUCCCAAGACGAGACGGCCGAGCUUGACAAGAGCACAGAUGCCGACGCCGCUGUGGGUUGUUGUCUGCUAACAUCGGCGAACAUUACGUGCGUACUUUCAUGGUACAUAUGGACGUCUUUUAUAGCCCAGGUACCAUGAUAGUGCUGCGGUAUGCUGUUAUUUGGUAUUAGUAAGUCCAGAGUUUGCGGCAAUACACGGUAUCGCACCGGUAGUGGCAUCCAAAGGCUCUUUCUUGUAUGGGCUGGCUUUCAUGUUGACCGCUCUCGAUUCUACCGUGACUGUUGUAUCGCGCAUCAUAACGCGGGUAGGCGCGGAGAGUUCGGCGGAAGAGCCGG
Messenger RNA from Baudoinia panamericana UAMH 10762, 1619 nucleotides. RefSeq lists its product as uncharacterized. The record is from RefSeq and is a predicted model, not a curated record. Bases 353 to 1354 code for a protein of 333 amino acids. The transcript has 2 exons. NCBI's taxonomy places the organism in Eukaryota, Fungi, Ascomycota, Dothideomycetes, Mycosphaerellales, Teratosphaeriaceae. Gene Ontology annotation, molecular function: nucleic acid binding.